Episyrphus balteatus (marmalade hoverfly) is the source of this 1078-nucleotide messenger RNA. Its product is annotated as JNK1/MAPK8-associated membrane protein. The transcript is spliced from 5 exons. NCBI's taxonomy places the organism in Eukaryota, Metazoa, Arthropoda, Insecta, Diptera, Syrphidae. The record is from RefSeq and is a predicted model, not a curated record. Gene Ontology annotation, biological process: response to unfolded protein. Bases 91 to 957 code for a protein of 288 amino acids. Gene Ontology annotation, cellular component: membrane. Gene Ontology annotation, molecular function: ubiquitin protein ligase binding.
UUUAUUGUCUAUGGUCACAAUAAUAACAAACCAUAACAGAGCCUGAGUUAAAUGUAUUAAAAUAAUUAUUUUUAAGUUCAAAACAAUAAUAUGAAGAAACUAUGUCCCGGUUUGUACUGUGGCAGAGUGGAAAUUGUGGAUGGUAUUUUAGGUUCCUGCGGACCAUGUCCCACCGGCUUCAGAAUCAACGAACAGCGCCAAUGUGUUCCCUGUGUCCUAGAUCCGACAUGUUAUGAUAUGUUAUUUCUGGGUUUUAUGUUUAUGCUCCCUCUCAUUAUGCACUUUUACUUUAUUAACCAUUGCUGUAAAAAUCUGAAAGAACAAGUAGUAAUCUUUGGCUCAGCAGUUCUGGAACUUGUAUGCUCUGCCGUGAUAUCGAUACUUCUGAUGGAUCCCGUUGGGAGUUUUCGUUUGCAUACGUGUGGAGUAAAGCAGUUCUCCGAUUGGUAUACAUUAUUCUACAAUCCGUCACCAAAUUAUGUCUCAAAAUUGCACUGCACUCAGGAAGCAGUGUAUCCUCUACAAACGAUGGUGCUGUUGUUUUAUUUUAUGUGUCUUGUGCUAAUGCUCAUCAUGAGAUUUUUUCUGAAAAGCGUCUUUGGGAUUUACAAGAAGAGGGCUGUGUAUAGCGCCAUGUAUUUCUUUCCUAUUUUGAUGUUUUUGCAUAGCAUGGCAUGCGGUCUAAUAUAUUAUGGGUUUCCAUAUUUGAGUAUUUUCAUAUCGAUGAUAACAAAUGCUUGGCAUCAAUCCACAAAAUCAAAUCGUCCAAUUCAGACCAUAUUUAAAUCAACAAAGAGUUUAAUCAUAACUGGUGGGCACUGGUUUUUCUUGGCAUUUGGCAUCGUAUCACUGCGCCAUCAUUUUAUUUUCUUAUUAUUAGUACCAAUUCCUUUUUUCUUUUAUAGUUUAACAUUACCAUUCACAGAUCCCAGUGAGUUUUUGGAAAAUGAAGACUGACACUAUUUAAUUAAAAAAAUGGAAUUAAUUUUAUUUCUUCAUACACUAUUACUAAAUAUCAACUCAAUGUAUUAUAUAAAAAAGAAAUAAAAGAUAAAUUAUUCAUUUACGUUUAGAUAAA